Messenger RNA from Miscanthus lutarioriparius, 450 nucleotides. The record is from the annotation of a GenBank genome assembly. Lineage: Eukaryota; Viridiplantae; Streptophyta; Magnoliopsida; Poales; Poaceae.
AUGGCGCGCCGCCUCCUCGCCGCCCUCCUCGCGGCGUCGCUGCUGCUCCCGCUCGCCCGCCCGGAAGACUCCUCCUCCGCCACCACUGCGUACGACGAGCUCGGCCUCCGGGGGUUCCCGCGGGGCCUGCUCCCGGCCAACGUGCGGGCCUACACGCUCGACGCCGGCUCCGGGGACUUCGCCGUCGACCUCCGCUCCAGCUGCCGCAUCGUGCUGCCCGCGGGGAGCUACCUCGCCGCCUUCAGCGACCGCCUCACGGGCCGCCUCGACGACCGCCGCAUCUCGGGCCUCGAUGGCAUCCGCGUCAGGGCCUUCUUCCGCUGGUGGUCCAUCACGGGGAUCCGCGCCGACGGGGACCAGCUCGUCUUCGAGGUCGGCUCCGUCUCCGCCAAGUUCCCCGCCCGGGACUUCAACGCCAGCCUCGACUGCCCCGCCCAGGCCGCUUCUUAA